Molecule: messenger RNA, 2032 nt
Organism: Populus nigra (black poplar)
Lineage: Eukaryota; Viridiplantae; Streptophyta; Magnoliopsida; Malpighiales; Salicaceae
Exons: 9
Coding region: 132-1727 (531 amino acids)
Biological process (GO): mRNA pseudouridine synthesis; tRNA modification
Cellular component (GO): mitochondrion
Molecular function (GO): pseudouridine synthase activity; RNA binding
Source: RefSeq, a predicted model, not a curated record
AGAACAUUUUUCAACCGCAGAAACACAUCUAGGAAGCAACCGCGAAAUCCUAAAACCAUGCUAAAACCCCAAACACCACCGAAACGAACAGCAGCGACGGGAACAAGAAGAAGAAACUGAUCUAAUCAUCAAUGGCUAAAUCACUUUCUCUGCUCUGCUUCCUUCCGAAACCAAUGGCCUUUUCAACAACAACGAAAGCAACAUUCUAUCCUUCUCUCUUUCCCUCAAAAAGACCCACUCUCUCAAACAAACCUAUCUUCUCACUAUAUCAAAAUCUCUUCUCCACCACUUCUACUAGAUACCCUCUUCAAUAUGAGAUGAUCAUUAACCGCCCCGUUCAGCCCCAACGCCCCCAAUCUCGGCCACAACCUGCUCGAGUCACUAGACCAGACUCAGACUCAGACUCCGACUCAACUCAAAACCCAGAUGCAGAACUUGGUCUUGAUUCAUGGGUUGAUCGAAAACUGUCUGAAGAUGAGAUGGAUAAGUCUAAAAGAAAGUAUUAUAGAAAGAGGAGGAAAAGAAUGUAUGGGUCAGAUUCUGAUGAUGAAAAUAAGAAAAAUGAAGAGGGUUUUGUAGAGUUGAAGCCUGAAGUUGUAGAAUUUCAUAGGUUACAUAAGAGAGAGGAGGAGUUAUAUUUUUAUGAUGCUUUUGCUUAUCCAUGGGAGAAAGAUAAGCAUUAUAAGAUGGUUUAUCAAUUGGAGAAAAAGUAUUUCCCUGACCAAUGCCUUGAUAAGGCAUUUCUUGAUCCUAAAGACUCAAAUAAUGUAAAUCAAAGUGGGAAACCAAAGAAGACCAAGAGUGGGGUUAAGAGAGGAGAGAAGGAGAGAGAUCAUAGUGGGGUUGGAGAGGGAGAGGAAGAUAAAAGGUUGGUUUUUUUUGACGAAGAGGAGAAGGGUGAGAGAGGGACUGAUUUGAAUGAUAAGAAGGAUGUUACCGAGAGGAAAGUCGAGGAAUUCUUUAAGUGUUUGAAAAAAGUUCCCAAUAAGGAUAAUGAAGUGGAUACUGGAGAUCCUUAUCUUUCUACAAGGAAUGCUCUUCCACCAAGGUGGGAUGGUCCUUAUGGGACUGUGGUUUUGGUGAAUAAGCCUAAAGGAUGGACUUCAUUUACAGUUUGUGGAAAGCUGCGUCGCCUGGUCAAAGUGAAAAAGGUGGGGCAUGCUGGGACGCUUGAUCCUAUGGCAACUGGUUUAUUGAUUGUGUGUGUUGGUAAAGCCACAAAGCUGGUAGAUAGAUAUCAAGGUAUGGUUAAGGGUUAUAGUGGAGUGUUCCGUUUAGGGGAGGCUACUUCAACUUGGGAUGCUGAUUCACCGGUUAUUCAACGUGAACCUUGGGAGCACAUUAAAGAUGCUGACAUUAAGAAAGCUGCUGCAUCAUUUCGUGGGGAGAUAUGGCAAGUUCCACCGAUGUUCUCUGCAAUCAAAGUUGGAGGUGAAAGGAUGUAUGAGAAAGCAAGGAAAGGAGAAAGCAUUGAGCUCUCGCCUAGAAGAAUUUCAAUUUUUCAAUUCGACAUAGAGCGAAGCUUAGAGGACAGGCAAAAUUUGAUCUUCCGAGUGACAUGCUCUAAAGGAACAUACAUUCGGUCACUCUGUGCAGAUUUUGGAAAGGCUCUUCGAAGUUGUGCUCAUUUAACUGCUCUUCGAAGAGAUUCAAUUGGUGAAUAUUCAGCAGAAGAUGCAUGGGAAUUCAAAGAACUGGAAGAGGCAAUAACUAAAAAUUAUUUCUAACUGCUGAUUGCAAUCUGUUGCGCGAUUACUAAAGUUCAGGACGAACAGUGUGAUCAGGAGACGACAUAUACUGAAGCUAUGAUCAGUUCAUCUGUAUUCAAUGAUCUGCAAGAGGCAAUAAGUUAUUUUUAACUGCUUAGGCAGUUCAUAUCAGACUCCCAAAAGUUUUGGAGCCAAAGUAUGAUUGAAUAGAUCCCGUCAGAAUUUUGAGGGCCUUUAUGUAUGUGAUAAAAACCUUAAUUCGAUUCUGGAACUGGAGAGAACAAUGAAAUGACAGAAAAUGCAUCAGGCAUGCUAAUUGGCUA